Messenger RNA from Acanthamoeba castellanii str. Neff, 3915 nucleotides. RefSeq lists its product as uncharacterized. The transcript has 17 exons. Lineage: Eukaryota; Discosea; Longamoebia; Acanthamoebidae. The coding region runs from base 1 to 3915 and encodes 1304 amino acids. Gene Ontology annotation, molecular function: microtubule binding. The record is from RefSeq and is a predicted model, not a curated record.
AUGAGCUUGAGCCAGCCCUCGUCCGAGCUGUAUGCUGCCUCCGCCGGCAACGACGACAACAACAACAACAACAACAGCGACGGCCACGGCCACGGCAACGACACGGAGGGCGUGACGGACGUGCUGCGCCUGGCCAGAAGCGUGGCAGCCAACGCGCCACCCGUGGCCGGCAUCACGCCCCCGCCGUCGGGUCCCUACUCCACUCUCCCGAAGCUUGACGCACAGACUGCCCUCCUACGCUCUCGCCUCGACGCCCUCCGCCGCACUCUCCACGGCUCCCCCACGUUGGCCUCGUCCCACAACAGCUCGAGUGUGGGCGCCACGCCUCCGCCGCCCAUGCGACCUCGCUUCCUCCUCAAGGCCGAUGUCAGCGGCCCUGCUGCGCACAGCUUCGAUGCCCACACCCCGCCCACCGGCGGCAGCAGCGAAAAGCAGACAAGCAGAGCGCUGUCUUUCGGGGCCUCGGUGAGCGACACGCCGACGGCUGCGUCGUCCCGCUCGCCCGCGACCGCGAAGGCCGACGGCGGCGGCGGCAGCGGCAGUAGCAACAGCAAUCAUCAGCUCAUGUCUCUCCCGUCCACGCCCACCACCGCGCUUUCCUCGAGCCGCGAGGCCGCUCGCGCCAUGCGAACGGCCAACCGGCGCAGCCUCCCCGCCCAGCUCGACCUCCGCCCCGCCCUGCGCCGCCAGGAGGCCGCGACCGCCGCUGCGACCUCGGAGCACAAGGAGCAGCGACCAGUGCCGCGCCGCCCCGCCCCGUCCGCCAAUAAGACGACGACGGCGCGCGCAACGCAAGUCAAGGCGCGCGCGACACUUGGAAGGGGCUCGUCCCCGGCGGGUGGCGAGCAGGACAGCGCGCCGAUCGACACGGAGAGGAGCGACCAGUCGCCGGUCCCGCGAGGCACCACCACUGAGGGCACCGCGAGCCUGCGCGCAAGCACCCGCACGCUGGAGGGCGACGAGAGCGCGGGCGGCACCGGCACCGGCGCCGGUAAUGGUGGUCCGCUCCAGGAGGACAACCCCAUGAGCCACGUGCUGCGGGAGCGCGAGGAGCGGCGGCGCUUCGUGGAGGAGGACGACGAUGAGUGCGACCUCGUGCGUGACCUCCUCGUCCGGCCCGAGUGGCAGGCUGCUCUCUGGCACCCCGACUCGCCCACCGCGGCACCCGAGGGGGCGAGCCGAGCAGCAGCAGCCAGGCCGCCCCUCCGGCGGGUGCUCUCCCUCGGGUCCCUGUCGCCCUCCUCCUCUCCUGGCGGUGCGGCGGCGGAAGCCGCGUCCUUCUACUCCUACCGCCCGACCAAGGGCGAUGCCAUCGACGUAGAGCUGGCGCGCGUGAUCCGGGAAAUGGGCUUUUGCAAGACUCUGCUCGACAUCCCGCGCAACUUCCAGCGAAUCGGGGCGGGCCAGUAUCAGUUCGGGACGAAGAAGAUUCGUCUCGAGGUGCAGGGUGGCAAUCGGCUCAUGGUGCGCAUGGGCGGGGGCGGUACCAGUUUUGUAGCCUUUGUGGACAACCCAGAGGCCCAAGACCAAGACUGCUGGGGUAAAGCAUCACCAACCACCAAAGGUGGCAACAACAACAAUGGCAGCAGCAGCAGCAACGACACACACAUCGCGGGGGGCAAGUACGACCGCCGAGACACUGCCGCCAUCCAGAAGGACCCGUGGGUGGAGUGGGCCGAGGGUCUGCCCACCAACGAGCGCGUCGAGGAGGGCCUCCAAUGGCUCGCCAGCGAGCUGCGCGCCGCGGAAAAAGCCGCCCACGUGGACGAAGUGGGCCGCCGGCUGCUCGUCGACGCCCAGCGAGCCGUGGAGCAGCUGGCCCGGCUGCAGCGCGAGAAGAAUCCCGAGGACCACCUCCAGACGGCCCUUCGCGAGGCCCUCCUGCUGCGCCACGACCUCCGCGAGCAGGCCGCACACGCCCCCUUCCGCCUCAGCCCUGACCCGCACCUCGCCCGCCUCCACGACCUCUCCCGCGCCGCCGCCCUCCUCGCACGCGACCUCGUGGGCGAGGCCGUCACGCAGGGCCGGUUCGCGGGGGACGUGGCAGCCCUACUGCAGGUAGUCGGCGAUCUGUUCGAGGCCGGACAGCAGGCCGAGGCGGUCGCCCCGACUCUCGAAGCCGCCGUACCACACCGCGCCGAGGCCUACCGCCAGGCCGUGGCCGCCAUGGAGGCCGAGGGCGGCCCACCUUCGCAGGCCGACCAGUACCCGCUCCACCACCACCCCGCCGCCGCUGCCGCCGUCCCGCACCGGGCGAGGAAGACGAGCGACGAGGAGGCGGCGCUGCCCUCCAUCUCGCAGAUGACCAAGGGCAAGGUGGUGCCGCCCUCCACCAACGCCCUCGCCGGCCCCUCCGCCGACCUGCCCGAGGUGCUUCCCACCGCCGCCGACCGGCCCCUCGCCAUCUACCCGGGCACCCACACUGUGCCCUCCGUGCCCCCCAUGGGCCUGGACCAGCCCGCCGCGGAGGACCUCCAGCCGCGAGACCGGCGGCUGAGCGACGAGCAGCUGGAUGACUUCUACCGGCGCUUCGUGUGCGCCUUCAACGCUCUCGCCCAGAACGAAUCCUCCAAGAAGAUCCUGUCCGACGAGAUGGCGCUGCUGCGUCAGUUGUGGGGCGUGGCUCCCUCGCUGGAGAGCGGGGCGUCGAGCCUGGAGCAGGUGCUGCGCAACGAGCACCUGGCCAAGGCCCUCCGCAGCGCCAAGGGCCUGCUGGAAAGCUUCCUGGGCGGGCGCACCCUCGACUCCCUGGUCUACCGGCUCGUCGAGCUCUACGAGCUCACCCUCGGGCACAAGCAGGCCCUCGAGUUCUUUGCCAGCGCCGGCGACUACCUCGCCAAGGUCCUCGCCCACCCCGAUCUGCUCUCCCAGGACGCCUACCGCGCCAAGGGUCUGCACCUGCUGAAGCGGCUGCGCGAGGUCAACGAUACGGUGCUCAAGGGGCGCCUGACGGGCCUCGUGGCGGAGAUGUCCCUCCUGGCCGGCAGCCUCGCGGCGGAGACCUCCCUGCGGGAGCUCAAGGACAGCGUGGCCCUCCUCGCCCGCGAUCUCGCCCUCAGCCCAACCGGUCGCUUCGCCAUCAAACCCCACAUGUGGAGCCAGUUGCACACCAUCAUCGCCCACGGGGUGCGCGAGAGGUGGCAGGUGCCGCUGCCCGACAUCCUCCUCCAGGGCGAUCUGUUCGAGGCGCGCGUCAUGCGGGGCCGGAUCGCCGCCCGCCACCUCGUGCCCCGCGAGCUCCUCAUCGAGGACCGAGGCAAGAUGCUGGUAGGGCUGUCUGACCUGCGCCAGCCUAAGGUGAAGGCCACGGCCAAUGGGAUUCGACUUUCGCUGCGCGGGAUCAACGUGGACAUGCACAACGCGCUGGUCACCUUCAAGAGCGGGGGCGUGCUGCAACUGCUGCCGUCUGCGCUCAAGUGGCCGCUCUCCUUCCUUCCGCUCCCUGACCUCUCCGUGGCGGAAGCCGGCAAGCUGUCGGUCUUGAUGGGCGGCGACGGCAUGGAUCUCUUCAUCACCCUGCGUACCCACAUCAGCGCGGACACCUUGUUUGAGAUUGAGCGGGUCAGCUGUCGCGUCAACAACCUCGACCUCUUCAUCAGCGGCACCAAGCACGAUGCGCUGUACAACGCCAUCCUCACCACGUUUGCCGGCCGGUGGCGGCAAGAGAUCGAGGCGGCCAUCCAAGACACGAUCAAGGCCAGCCUCGAGCAGCUCCACAACGGCCUCGCUGGCAGUCUCCUGCACGACCUGCUGGCCCAGGCCCUGGCGCCCAUCAAGGACGCCACCCAGCUGGCCAAGCUCGUAGAGGCGCUGCUGGCCAGCCCCAGCGUACAGGAGGAGCUCGUGCCGGGCAUGCUGAAGGGCACCCUCUUCCCCGCGGAGGAUGCGCAGGCCAGCGCACGCACCGCCAAGUAG